Clonostachys rhizophaga is the source of this 2097-nucleotide messenger RNA. Lineage: Eukaryota; Fungi; Ascomycota; Sordariomycetes; Hypocreales; Bionectriaceae. The record is from the annotation of a GenBank genome assembly.
AUGUCGGCCGAACCUAAAGACUCAGCUAUGGGUUCGCCCCCAAUCUGCCAAAUCGUGACGCCUAUUGGUAACAUGGGCUAUGGUUUCGACGAAACCACGACUGCAUAUCAGCUUGCUCAACUCGUACCGAAUGGAAUUCCAACAGCUAUCAUUCUUGACUCCGGCUCAACCGACAGUGGCCCUGAGAAGCUGGCCCUGGGUACCACCACUGCCCCAAUUUCAGCUUAUCUCAAGGACCUGAUCAAGUUGCUUCGCCUUGUUCAUCAAUUUCGGGUUCCAUUGAUAUUCAGCUCCGCUGGGGGCGAUGGGACUAAUGACCACGUCAAUAAAAUGCGGGAAAUCAUCGAGACUAUUGCGGCUGAGGAAGCAAACUCUGAUUAUUUCAUAAAGGCCAUCUCAAUCUAUGCCAAGAUCGACAAGGAUCUCAUCCGUGAGAGACUUCAAGCGGGCCGUAUUGUAGGCUGCGGAACCUGCGUACCUCCCCUUGCAGAAUCAGAGAUCGAGUCGUCUGCUCGAGUUGUAGCUCAGAUGGGCCCAGAACCUUUCAUUGAUGCAAUGGAGGCCAACCCUGAUUUUACCGUCAUUAUCGGAGGAAGAUCCUAUGACCCGGCUCCCUACGCUGCCUAUGCUAGCUUUCAGCUGAAGCGCCAAUACCCUAAGAUUACAGAAUCGGAAAUCCAACAACGGUACGGAGGCUUCGUCCACAUGGGCAAGAUCAUGGAAUGCGGUGGUGCGUGCUCUACCCCCAAGUCACCUGGCGCAGUUGCCGUCGUAUACGAAGAUGGCACUUUUGAUAUCAGCCCUACGUUCCCCGGAUCCCGUUGCACGCCCUUGUCUGUUGCGGCGCACGCAUUGUACGAGAAUUCGAGGCCGGAUGUGUUGGGUGGGCCUGGAGGGGCUCUUCACCUGGAAAACUCCAAGUAUGAGCAGCUUCCAGAUGGACGAACAACUCGUGUGAGCGGCUCAGAAUAUCGAUCAAGCCAAUCACAGGGUUCCCCCUAUCAAUUUAAACUUGAGGCGGCUCGUGUUAUUGGAUAUCGCUCCAUGUUUAUGGGAUCUGUUAAAGACCAUAUAUUGAUUAGGAACAUUGAUAACCUGUUUGGACGGAUAAAGUUAUACGUCAAAGAGCAGCAUCCCGAUGUUACAGGAGAAUGGGACCUUGGCUUUCACGUUUACGGUCGUGGCCAGAGUACGGCAAAAGGCCCCGGAGAGCUUUUCAUUAUCACCGAAGCUAUUGCCGAGAAUCAAAAACUGGCAACCAGUAUGGCAUCUAAAGCUCGAGUAGCCAUGAUUCACGGUCCCUAUCCAGGAAUGAAGGCAACGGCGGGCAAUUUCGCAUUUGGCAUUGGUGGAAAGAUGGAGAUUGAACUCGGCAAGUGUGCCAAAUUCUCCAUAUACCAUCUCAUGGACCUCGAACCAGGCGAAGAGAGGUUGCGGCCUACUCUGGGCGCUGUCAAUGAAAGGAAGCUGCUAAGCUAUGCGACAUCCAUCAUUGGAAAUGGAAAGCCGACCCCAUCAGAUGACACAUUCAGAGCUGAAAUCGCCCGCCUCCGCGAUUCGCUCCCAGCUCCCGUCGCGAAAGGAGCGGUUCACGUCGCUGCAACUAAGUCUGCUGCACCUAGCGAGCCACCUGAGACUCUUUGGGACCUUGCUGCUGUUCUUCGAUCUAAAAAUGCUGGUCCAUUCGAUAUUUCCCUCGACGUGAUCUUUAAGACUAAAGAAGAUUUCCACGCGGUCAAGAACUCGGAUUUCCUUUCCGCCGAAAAUGUGUCGCGUGAACUUGAGAUCGAUAAGAAAGAUAUAGUAUGGAUGGGCUUUUUUGAACCAGCGCUGGCUUUCAAGGUAACAAUACCUCGUUUCCGAGGAGGGAAGAAAACACCCGCUGGAAGCUUCAUGGAGAACGACGUCCAUGGAUCUCAACAGCAUGUGGGCUUGGGCACAAUGACGCUGCCUAACAGUUUACGGGGGCCUUCCAAAACGUUGUGGGAGAGGAGCCAGACGUCGGCGGCUGCAUAUGUUGCCGUUGGGGCAUUUUUAAUGACUGUUGGUGGCGUUAAGGGUUUCUUGCUAGGCAGAGCUACAUCUCGCUCCAGGUGA